AUGCAAGUCCCUUUUGUGAACCAGGUCUUUGACAAGGACGACGCCAAGGGCUCAAGCCUCCGUCUUUCGGAGUUCCUGUUCCCCGAUGCCUUGCAGGUUGAGGAGAGACUCGAGGUUAAGCCCUUGACGCAGGGAACUACGAAUGGACUUUACAAGGUGACGUAUCGGCCCGUUGAUGCCGGUGAUGCAUCAGCUCAUGAUGCAGUCUUGGUCAAGGUCUAUGGAGACGGGACGGAUAUCACCAUUGAUCGCAAUAAGGAGCUCAAAGUACACCAGCUCCUUGCAGAGAACAAGCUCUCCUCGUCUCCCCUGGUCCGGUUCGCCAAUGGCCACGCCUACCAGUUCAUCCACGGGAGAACAUGCUCCGUCUCUGACAUGGCAAACCCGGUCAUCUAUCGCGGAGUCGCGAGAGAACUUGCUCGGUGGCACGCGACACUCCCAAUCGUCGAGCCCAAGGAUCCACAGAAGGGUCUUGAGCAUGAGCCCAGCGUUUGGGCAACGGCAAAGAAGUGGCUUGACGCUAUCCCGAGUCAACCGAAGCGGUCCAAGGCGGACAAGGCCCUGCUCCGCGAACAGUUUCACUACGUUACCGGAAAGUUGCUCCUAAAUGACGACAAACCUGAACCUUUGGUGCUCGGACAUGGCGAUCUCUUGUGCGGCAACAUCAUCGUCCAGGAUCUGACCGAACCCACUGAGGCUGCAUCUGUCCGAUUCAUCGACUAUGAACAUGCUACCUACUGUCCAAGGGCAUUCGAGCUGGCCAACCACUUUGCAGAAUGGACAGGCUUCGAAUGCGACUAUUCUCUCCUGCCGACAAGGUUAACCCGGCGAGACUUCAUCCAUGAAUAUCUCGCCGAAAUCGCUCGGCUGCAGCAAGACGGGGAUCAUGCAGAUAUCCCGGGUCUUUGCGCCCUCAUCCAGGCUGAGACAUCGACCGGGGCUAUCGACUUUGACUAUGCCGGAUACGCCGAGAAGCGGCUCGCAGAGUAUUGGGACUGGCGCAGGGUGCAUGACGGAAAUGUUGACGCAGAUGAGGGCAUUUCCCAGAGGGAGGAGAGAUGGGCAGCUCCUUGA
Messenger RNA from Fusarium vanettenii 77-13-4, 1074 nucleotides. RefSeq lists its product as uncharacterized. Gene Ontology annotation, biological process: phosphatidylcholine biosynthetic process; phosphatidylethanolamine biosynthetic process. Gene Ontology annotation, molecular function: ethanolamine kinase activity; choline kinase activity. NCBI's taxonomy places the organism in Eukaryota, Fungi, Ascomycota, Sordariomycetes, Hypocreales, Nectriaceae. Gene Ontology annotation, cellular component: cytoplasm. The transcript is spliced from 6 exons. The record is from RefSeq and is a predicted model, not a curated record. The coding region runs from base 1 to 1074 and encodes 357 amino acids.